AUGUGUGGGGAAAUGGACAAAGCAGUUUUGAGAGCACUGACGGGCGCAUUACUUUGUGGUCUAGUGUCCGAUGCCGCUUAUUUACAAGAUCAUGAUACAUAUCCGGAACAGUAUGAGCAAGCUGUCUAUCGCAAGCCACUGAGGGAACACGAGAAGCCGCAGGACCUGCGCAACGUGCCAGGAGUGCCGGGUGUGGAUUAUCCAAUUUAUCACGAAGUUCCUGAAACAAGUUUUUCUUGUAAUCAUGUUCCAGUACACCCUGGAAUGUACGCAAACGUAGAAACUGGAUGUCAGGCCUACCACGUUUGUCACGAUGGUCGCGAGGGACAUCAAGGAGCAUCUUUCCUAUGUACCAAUGGCACGCUCUUUAAUCAAGCUAAAUUUGCUUGUGACUGGUGGUAUAACGUAGAUUGCUCACAGGCUAUCGAACACUAUAAAUUAAAUGCAGAUCCACUCAAGAAUCCAUAUGUACCAAAACCAAAACCGGAGGAGCCGCUCCGGCAUGGAGAAUACUACGAAAAAGUUCAUAAUUAA
Parnassius mnemosyne (clouded apollo) is the source of this 534-nucleotide messenger RNA. Lineage: Eukaryota; Metazoa; Arthropoda; Insecta; Lepidoptera; Papilionidae. The record is from the annotation of a GenBank genome assembly.